UAGCCAAGGGAAACAAACACACCUGUGACCUGUAUGGGGCCUGCUUUAAGAAUAAUUUCCGUCCCCUCAAAAGUCUGCGCACCGUACAACGCGCAGAUUAGCAAAUUCGUUUUUCGUCUUGUAAACAUUUUUCUGCAAAACCAAACCAAAAUCCCAUCUCCUACAAGUAAUGGUGGUGAAUUGAUGCAUGAAUUCCAAGAAGAAGAAAAAUUCCCAGUAGAUUCAUUGUUAACUGAAACCCUAAAAAAUUCAAUCCAAAAUGGCUGGUGUUUCAGUAGCUGCGGAAUGGCAACUUCAACACGAAAGCUAUUAUCGAAAACCAGAGAUCUAUUCAAUGCAAUGGCAAGUAGAUCUUUCUCGUAACAAAAUUGCUUGUGCUCCUUUUGGUGGUCCAAUCGCUGUUAUUCGUGAUGAUGCUAAAAUUGUUCAACUUCUUGCUGAAUCUGCUUUAAGAAAAUUAAACAUUUACAAUUCAGCUGGAAUUCUUCUUUCAUCAACUAGAUGGGAUCGUCCUGGUGGUCGUUUAAUUGGUAUGUCAUGGACUGAUGAUCAAACUUUAGUUUGUGUUUUUCAGGAUGGAACUGUUUAUAGGUAUAAUAUUCACGGUGAGAUUCAAGAGCCUAAUAUAUCAUUAGGAAGUGAAUUCUUAGAACAGAAUGUUGUUGAAUGUGUGUUUUGGGGUAAUGGCAUGGUUUGUUUAACUGAAGGCUAUCAGAUUUUUUGUAUAUCUGAUUUCAAAAACCCUAAUCCUUGUAAACUUGAGGAUCCUCUUUUAGAAGAUUAUCCACUCUGUAUUGCUGUCAUUGAACCACAGCAUACAAUGUCUGGGAAUGUUGAAGUGCUUUUAGGAGUGAACGAUUAUAUUUUAGUUGUUGAUGAAGAUGGUAUUCAGAAGGUUGGAGAGGGAAUUGGACCUUUACAGAAAAUGGUCUUGACUCAAAACGGGAAGUUCCUUGCAUCAUUUACUCAUGAUGGCCGGCUUCUGGUUACUUCCACUACGGAUUAUAAAGAGAUAUUCAAGUAUGAAUGUGAGUCAGCCUUACCUCCUGAGCAGUUAGCUUGGUGUGGAAUGCAUAGUGUACUUCUCUACUGGGAUGAAAUGCUUUUGGUGGUAGGUCCAUUUGGUGAUCCAGUUCGAUAUCUAUAUGAUGAUCCCAUCAUUCUUAUUCCGGAGUGUGAUGGAGUGAGGGUACUUUCAAAUACCAGCAUGGAAUUCUUACAAUUAGUCCCUGAAUCCACCGUGUCUAUCUUUAGCAUAGCGAGCACAAAACCUCCGGCCUUAUUGUACGAUGCGUUGGAUCUUUUUGACAGGCGAAGUGCCAAGGCGGAUGAUAAUUUGAGAUCAAUUCGCUCCAACCUUCCUGAAGCUGUUGAAGCUUGUAUUGACGCGGCGGGUCAUGAGUUUGAUGUGUCACGGCAACGAACUCUACUUAGGGCUGCCAGCUAUGGUCAAUCCUUUUGCAGCCAUGUUCAACGUGAUCGGUUUCAAGAAAUGUGUAAAACAUUACGGGUGCUAAAUGCUGUGCGCAACUAUGAGAUUGGUGUUCCUCUUAGUAUUCAGCAAUACAAGUUACUAACUGCGCCAGUUCUAAUUGGUCGUCUGAUUAAUGCUCACCAACACCUUUUGGCACUGCGUAUAUCAGAUUACAUUGGCUUGAGCCCGGAGGUGGUUAUAAUGCACUGGGCGUGUGCAAAAAUAACAGCUUCGCCGGCUAUUCAUGAUGCUGCUCUUCUUGAAAUGUUGCUUGAUAAGUUGAAAUUGUGCAAAGGCAUAUCAUAUGCUGCAGUUGCCUCUCAAGCAGAUAAAAGUGGCCGUCGGAAGUUAGCUGCAAUGCUUGUCGAACAUGAACCACGUUCCUCCAAACAGGUUCCUCUUUUGUUAAGCAUAGGAGAGGAAGAUACAGCUUUGAUGAAGGCUACUGAGAGUGGUGAUGCUGACCUUGUUUAUCUUUCCCUCUUCCACAUCUGGCAGAAGAGUCCACCGCUGGGGUUUUUUGGAACGAUACAGGCAAGACCUCUGGCUCGGGAUCUAUUCAUCACAUAUGCGCGGUGUUAUAAACAUGAGUUCCUGAAAGACUUCUUUCUCUCAACUGGACAGCUUCAAGAUGUGGCAGCCGCCUUGAGGUUCGCUUACAAGGUGUAACUCAAUCAAAUGCUUCAGGGUUUGUGAAUUACGGAUCGUUCAAAUCUCUACUAGCAUUAGAAUGAUUAAUAGAUUAAUCUAGUUGCGCCUCCAAAUUAAUCUAAGAAUCAAUCAUAAAUCUUCAAUAUAGUAAAAACAAUCCACAAUGAUUAACUUUAAACUCGAAAUGAACUUGUAAUAAUUGAGCUUCACAAUUAGAACUUUGAAUUCAUCCCUAACAAUCAAAAC
Papaver somniferum (opium poppy) is the source of this 2371-nucleotide messenger RNA. Its product is annotated as protein VACUOLELESS1-like. The transcript has 11 exons. Gene Ontology annotation, molecular function: actin binding. Gene Ontology annotation, cellular component: lysosomal membrane; HOPS complex; cytoplasm. The record is from RefSeq and is a predicted model, not a curated record. The coding region runs from base 260 to 2143 and encodes 627 amino acids. NCBI's taxonomy places the organism in Eukaryota, Viridiplantae, Streptophyta, Magnoliopsida, Ranunculales, Papaveraceae. Gene Ontology annotation, biological process: endosomal transport; intracellular protein transport; vacuole fusion, non-autophagic.